CGCCAUCCGGGUCCUUUGCCUUCUCUGCCUCGUCCCAACAUGGCGGCCCCAGCGGCAGCGAAGAAGAAGCCAAAGAAGGGGAAGACGCUGACGCUCACGGAUUUCCUGGCUGAGGAUGGGGGGGGCGGGGGGGGCCCCACCUACAUCCCCAAACCUGUGAGCUGGGCCGACGAGACCGACGACCUGGAAGUCUCCACCACGUGGCACAGCAAUGACGACGACGUUUACCGGGCGCCUCCGAUCGACCGCUCCAUCCUUCCCACGGCCCCGCGCGCUGCCCGCGAGCCCAACAUCGACAGAAGCCGCCUCCCCAAAUCCCCUCCGUACACGGCAUUCCUGGGAAACCUGCCCUACGAUGUCACGGAAGAGUCCAUCAAGGAUUUCUUCCGAGGACUUAAUAUCAGCGCCGUGCGGCUCCCACGGGAACCCACCAAUCCCGAGAGGUUGAAAGGUUUCGGAUACGCGGAAUUCGAGGAUAUCGAUUCCCUGUUCCAGGCCCUGAGCCUCAAUGAAGAGUCUUUAGGAAACAGAAGGAUACGAGUGGAUGUGGCAGAUCAAGCUCAGGAUAAAGACCGGGAUGAUCGCUGCUUCGGCAGAGACCGAGAUCGCUUCCGGGACUCAGAGCGGUUCGAGAGCGACUGGCGCGCGCGUCCGGCUGCUCCCGAUGCCUUCGAUGACUUCCCCCCACGCCGGAGCGACGAUGGAUUCGGGGACAGAUAUCGUGAUCGCUAUGACGACCGGUAUCGGGACGGGCCACGGCGGGACAUGGAUCGUGGUUUUGGGAGCCGGGAUCGCUACGACGACCGCAGCAGGGAUUACGACCGAGGCUACGAUUCCCGAAUAGGCAGCGGCCGGAGAGCCUUUGGAAGCGGGUACCGCCGGGACGAUGACUACCGUGGCUAUGAGGAUCGUUAUGACCGGCGGGAUGACCGGAUGGAUCGGUGGAAUUCCCGGGAUGAUUACGGCCGGGAUGACUUCCGCCGUGAGGACAGAGGUCCCACCCAGAGACCGAAGCUCAACCUGAAGCCCCGGAGUGCUCCCAAGGAAGAGGAAACUUCAGCAGCUCCCGCUGCCCAGUCCAGCCGGGCUGCUUCCAUCUUCGGGGGGGCCAAGCCUGUGGAUACAGCGGCUCGGGAGCGGGAGGUGGAGGAACGGCUCCAGAAGGAGCAGGAAAAACUCCAGCGGCAGCUGGAGGACGACAAGAGGAUCGACAGACGGCCCCGGGAAAGGCAUCCAAGCUGGCGAAGCGAGGAGAACCAGGAGCGAUCCCGGACAGGCAGCGAAUCCUCCCAGAGCGGCCCCGCGGGACCCCCGGGAACGUCCGCGGGCUCUGGCCCCACCGGCCGGACCACACGGAGGAGGGAGAGCGAGAAAUCCCUGGAAAAUGAGCCCCUAGGAAAAGAGGAGGAGCCACCCUCACCGCCCCCCAAAUCCCGGGAGGAGAAGCCAAAGGUGAUGCCGGCACCGCCUCCCAAGGAAAACGCCUGGAUGAAGCGGAGCAGCCAGAACCCCCCCGGCAAUUCCCAGAGCUCUGACUCGGAGCAAGCCUCCCCAACCAGUGGGGGCCCCUCUGGCCCCACCCCCCCUGGAGAUGAUGCGGGCCCCCCCAGGACCACCCAGAGGAGAGAGGAACUGAAGCCUGAAGGGGGUCGGGAGAGCAGCUCCAAGGGCCGGAGCUGCAGCCGUGGCCCCGCAGGAAUGGGGGACCCUGAAAGGAGGGACCCCCGGAAGGAGCACGAGCCAAAGAAACUGGAGGAGAACCCCCCCUCUUUCAGCCAUGCCAGCAAAUAUGCCGCGCUCUCCAUGGAUGGGGAGGAUGAAGGUGAUGAUGAAGAAGGAGCUGAGUAAAAGCUUCCUCCCCCUCCUCCUCCUCAGCUGCCGUGGGAACCUCCGGAGAUUCCCAAAAAUCCCAACCUUGAUCCAGGCGAGACGGAAAUAAAGCCUAAAACUCA
This is a messenger RNA of Agelaius phoeniceus (red-winged blackbird), 1952 nucleotides long. RefSeq names its product eukaryotic translation initiation factor 4B (gene EIF4B). Lineage: Eukaryota; Metazoa; Chordata; Aves; Passeriformes; Icteridae. The record is from RefSeq and is a predicted model, not a curated record. Gene Ontology annotation, molecular function: RNA binding.